Messenger RNA from Frankliniella occidentalis (western flower thrips), 5442 nucleotides. RefSeq lists its product as uncharacterized. The transcript has 10 exons. Gene Ontology annotation, biological process: negative regulation of transcription by RNA polymerase II. Gene Ontology annotation, cellular component: PRC1 complex. The record is from RefSeq and is a predicted model, not a curated record. NCBI's taxonomy places the organism in Eukaryota, Metazoa, Arthropoda, Insecta, Thysanoptera, Thripidae. Gene Ontology annotation, molecular function: promoter-specific chromatin binding; metal ion binding. Bases 532 to 4272 code for a protein of 1246 amino acids.
UUUUUCCCGAGGAUUUCCUGCAACAAGAGACACAAGGGACGGCGAUAUAGACGGUGACUCGUGACAUUUUUCCAACAACAACGCUCUUUUCUGUGACGCAGUUAUGUCCCCGCCCAUCCCCCCCCUGCCCCGGGCUGCCGCUGGAUGAUCGAUCCGGGCCCCGACGGGCGCCUUCGCAUCGACGGCUGAGGACCCAAAUCUGAAAAGAAAAGGCGGCUCUUCACUCACGAGCUGGUCUGCCAAACGAGCCGCAAUUUGGGCGAACUGCGAUCCAGAGGCACAAAAGCAGGGGCACUGCAGGGCCAACCGAAGCACCGCAAAAAAGGAGGAAGGCGCUCCUCAGCCGGCGUUCUGUUACGUCGGGGUUAUCGUGCGCUGAUCGUAUUGAAGGCAAACCCUGCGCAGCACUGCUGUAACGGCGUGGCAGCUGACGGUGGGUCGGCGCGGCUCGGGCGGGCCGCUGCUGUGCAGCUGUGCGCGAGCGGAGCGCAACGCAACGGGAGGAGUCCGCGAAAGUAGUGAUCGCCCAAAAUGACGCCGAAGAAAGCCGAGCUAAAGGAUCUCACCCCACUCAUCACGUGCCACAUUUGCAAAGGAUACUUUGUAGAUGCGACCACCGUCACGGAGUGUCUUCACACAUUUUGCCGGUCGUGCAUUGUGAAGCACUUCAAAAGGAGUCUAUUUUGUCCAGAAUGUGACGUGCAGGUGGAAAAGGGCUGUCCUUUAAAUAAAUUGAGGCCUGAUCCUCGAAAACAACUAUUAGUUUACAAAAUGGUACCUCGUAUGCACGCCAAUGAAAUGGAGAGACAGCAGCAAUUCUUAAAAAAGUAUGCAGUGGCAAAUCCAAUGAGCCAGAAUGGGGGCAAAUCUACCGGCCAGAGACCGCUGUUGCCUGAAAAUCUCUCAGAUGUAGAGACAGUCCGUGACAGAAUAGUGGAUAAAAUUCACUUGUACUCACCAGAGGAAAAACUUAGCCUGUCUGUGGAGUAUGAAAGUGGCCUGGCCGAAAAUUCAACAGUAAACCAAGAUUUGGGAUUAGAAAAACAAGUCAAUCCACACAAGAGGUACCUCCAAUGCCCUGCUGCCUUCACAAUAUACCACUUGAAAAAAUUCAUCCGACUGAAAUACGACAUUGGUGCCAAACAAACUAUAACAAUAUUUUAUGAGGGAGAACAACUGUCAGACAACUCUUCUCUAAUGGAUAUAGCUUAUCAAUUUUUCUAUGAUGUGAAAUCGCCAAUGCGUUUCACUUAUCGGGUGACUCCAGGAUACGUCGUGAGACCAGCGCCGAGUGAACUCAAGAAGCCGACUCCAGCGCUCUCCAAGCCUCCUACGCUGCUCCCGACUGUUUUGGUCAAGCCCCUGUCUCUGGCCUCUCUGUCGCCCUCGGUAACGCGUCAACUCUCAAGGGGAUCGGCGUCGUCAUCUGACGAGAGCAGCACUAGCACAACGUCUCGCCGGCAGCAGCGUCAGCGCAGCGCCAAAACAGCAGCGUACACCGCUAUUGAAGCCAUGGAUGAGUCUGAUCGCGAUGAGGAGCCUCCAGUGAAACGUCGCCGGACGCCUGGAAAAUCCCCGCGGUGGGAGUCGGAUCGCGACUCACCCGAGCCGUACACAGUGUACCGUAACACGCGACGCACGCCGAAAACCUGCCUAGAGGACUUCGAGGCAAGGUACAAUAUCAAGCCAGCUGGGAAGCGUGUUUACGCUAUUUGUUCGGACGACGAAGUGUCUGAUCCCGAAACUAAACGAAACACUCUGGCGAAUAGAAAUUCUUCUUCCAAGUACUCUAACCUUCUCAGCCUGCUCAAGACAGAAAAAGAUGCGAAUCGUCCAAGAUUCGUAUCAAAUGGCAAAAAGUCUCGUAAAAAGAAGGCAGAUGAAGAUGUCUAUGAGUUUGAUGCUCAAAAUGAAGACAAUGACAGCAACACCACUCAAGAGUUCGAUUUCGUAUAUGAUAACUCAGACUACGAGAGCGCGGAGAGUGAUAAGUUACGAAAGGAAACGGAAAGUACUCACGAACGGCCCCACGCAAAUGGCUGCGCUGACGACGAGAGUACAGAUAUGCAGGAAAUCGAAGCUGACGAGCAUGAGCUAGAACAACAGAUCGAAAUGGAAGUCGUAACUGACACUGAGGAUAUUGAACGGCAUAUUGAAGACUCCAUUGAAGAGGUUGAAGUCGAUGCUGACGAUGACAGCCAAGAACACAACCAGUGUACUGCUGAAGAUGAUAACGAUAACCAGUUGGACGCGGAGACCACAUCCUCGUCCUGUCUUGUUAUUGCCGAGGAUGAAGAUGACGAUGGUGUGGUGGAGGAAGUCAUCGCUGCCGAGGAAGAUGGACAUGAACUAGUAGUCGUUGAAGAUCCUGAAGAGACUGACGUCACUUACACUGUUCAAGUGUAUAAUGUCGGUACUUCUAAUGCAGAGAAUAGUGAUAAGGUGUCUGAAGAGUCGUCUUGCUCUCCAAAACAUUCGGCUUCAAGUACGAGUCCUACCGUUGAGGAGGAUGAGCCAGAAAUCGUACAUGAAAAGGUUAUUCGUAAAAAGAGUAAGAAAUCAAAACACCAUCAUCACCACCAUCACCAUAAGCGAAAGCGCCACCAUUCACCUGUCAUGCUAGUCUCCAAUACAGAGGAUGCGCCCAUGAAGCUCACACUCAAACUAAGACCAACACCUAGUAUAAGUCCUGGAAGCUCCAAGAGUUCGAAAGGUCAAGCAGAUUCUUCGAACAAAGACAGGCGGGUUUCAAUUUGCUUGUCUCCUAGUAGCGAAAUGUCUGGCCGGGAAUCGCCUUCUCAGAAGAUUUACACGGUCAAAAUAACAUCUCCCAAACCCACAGCGGAAGUUUCUGAGAAAGCAAGUGCUGACACCUCAAAAGGCACAACUGCUGUACAAUCAGCUCCAAAGAUAAGAAUUCGACAAAUCGAGUCCGAAAAAAUCGAAUCUUCUAUAGUUACAUCAUCAGAACCAAGUAUUGAUGUACAAUCGCCUGAAAAGAAAUCCAUGGCAGGUGACUCCAACAAGGAUGGACCUACUCAAUUGCGUCAAGUACGCAUCAAAAGCCCUGUAUCAUGCACUCCCACAUCCCCACCUCCAUCUCCGUCGCCAUCGAAAACAUCCUGUGUACCGGACUUGAAGUCUGUCAAGACUCCGUCGUCCCUCACGAUCAGCAAAGUCGAGGCCGGCGAAACCCCGUCGAGAAUUGAAGAGCCGUCCAACAAACCAGCCCUGGAAAUACUUGUACUACCCCCCUCUCCUCCCCCAUCAGAUAAACAAAGUGACGACUCGGAAGAGUGUUCAACCAUUUCUGAACCUAUGCCUAAGAAAAAAGAAUCAAAUCCAGCCCCCGUAAAGAAGUCACCCUCCAAGGACAUGCGUUCAAACGCUAUUCUGAGCGAUGCCCGUCAAAAUUCCCUCGACCAAGUGUGUGUGUUGGAUUUAUCCGACCGAGCAAAGCGUGACUCAUUACCUCUUCCUCCCCCUCUUGCUGCCCCUGCUAUUUCGCCAAUCUCAACGUACAUGGUUCCCAGGCCGCCGCCACCGCCAGUUCAGUACAUCCUCCACCCUCCUGGAGCACAGCCAGAGGCGUCUCUGAACAGCGCUCAGUUACGGAACCUCCACAAUAUGAUAGACGAGGCCACAAUUGCGACAGUCAAUCGAAUGAACAACAUGCUAGCUCAGGGCCAGCCUGUGAUUCCAAACCUACCAAUCUUUCCCCAAGUUUAUCAAAACCAAGCUCUUAAUGCCGUGAAUAAUGCGGUCAACGCUCAGCGGAGACUGCUGCCUGCACCCUCACUAAACAGCAUCAUCGGCAGCCGCCGAGGCAAUGGGUACGGCGUAGGGCCUAGCGGGGCUGGCACCAGCAGACCGAACCAGUCCGUAAGGCACAUUCCAAAUCCAUCCGCCCUUCUGCACAGACAGCAGAGUGGCGGACAUGGCAAGUUGACGGAGCAAGAACUAAAAGAACGCCUCCAACAGUUCCAACAGAAUCAGCAAAAUCGGGCUGCUAAAGCAGCUUUCACGUACUCAAGAGCAAACCAUGCCCCUGUUCGAAGCGGGAGUGCAGGACCCAGUGGGUCAGGAAGCAGUCCGAAUACUAGCAGUAGUGGUGUUUCCGGUACCAUCGGAGGUGGUAGUGUCGGGAACGGCCUAAGCCCCACUUUGUCUAGCACUAGUAACAAUAACAAUUUAGCUAAGAAUGCUAUCCGACCUCGUAGUAUUGAAAAAGUAGCAGGGCUCCUCAGUGUCCGAGCAGGAGUCUCUAUGUAGGAAACUUUGUAUAUGUUUGGAAGGUGAGAGUACCUCUGAACCGGCAGUUGUUGUUGAAUAUAUUCUGUAAAUUUCCUGUACAAUAUAGUCACAUCCUAGCCGAGAAAAAACUGUACUUUUAGAAAAAUGUAAUUUUGUUCCCAUCUCUGACCACAACAAGCUGGCAAAUCUUGUAAAAAUAUUUAUCAAUUUGUCCAGCCGUUUAGAGUUGUUUGGCGUAUGGUUGUUUAUGGAUUUUUCCGUUAGUCUGUAAUGUACUUGUGUCCAAAGAUAGCUAGUAUAAGUUUACAAAAUAAGAUGCACUAUUCUGUUAUUUUUGUUGAGUUGUAUGUUCCUGUUACAAAAGUUUCUUUUUUAUUUAUUUUUUGUUGGAAGUUAGGUGGUGGAGAAUCUGAGGACGAAAGGAACGAGGAGUUACCAUUGCGCUUAGAGCCUGGAACGAAAGACUGCAUAAUUUCAAACUCGUGUUCCUUAUUGGCAACGUUCCUAUGAAUUACUGUAGCCCUUUUUGUUUCUUGUGACACUUUCGGGCCUGAUGGUAGAAAAUAAAUCUUCUGCAAUUAGGGUCGCACAUGCGUGCAAUAUAAGUGUAAUGAGUUAUUUGUCCGGGAGAUGGGAGUAAAGUUUUAUGUAGAGUAAAUACAUAUAUAUAGUUAUAUAUCAGAGGAAACGUUUCAUUUAGUCAGCUUUAUUUUGGAGGCUUGAGAAGGAGCCGAGAAAGAAAUAUUUUGGCCUGCGUCUUUUCGCAUUAUGCGAUACGAGCGGCGUUAAUAUUUUUCUCGUAGCUCGUCACUAAGUCUUCUCUUUGCAAUUUUAAUAGACGUAAGUUACACCUCUCUUCCUGGACAAGUCCCCCAUUAGCUGCUGUUUGCAUUAAUUUCAGGGGUGCAGUUUAAAAUUGUAAUUGAAGAAGUACAAAUGCUCGUAUUCAUGUUGAUUGUUAUCUUGAUUAAUCAGUGUUACUGAUGAUUAGUCAAAUUUACAGUUCUUUAUUGUGAUACAUAGUCGUAGAGCACAUUUACGUCUCGAAGUUGUGCUUUAGUAGAUACUGUAUAAAGAACAUUCAGAGAAAUCUAUUCCAACUAUGUUAUUCCCUUCUUCUCGUGGAUUUGCAAACACGCAUACUAACUGUAAAAUAAAUCAUCAAUAAAGAUGCUUAUCAAACAAUUA